Molecule: messenger RNA, 9326 nt
Organism: Topomyia yanbarensis
Lineage: Eukaryota; Metazoa; Arthropoda; Insecta; Diptera; Culicidae
Product: diacylglycerol kinase theta
Exons: 16
Coding region: 717-4718 (1333 amino acids)
Biological process (GO): lipid phosphorylation; diacylglycerol metabolic process; intracellular signal transduction
Molecular function (GO): ATP-dependent diacylglycerol kinase activity
Source: RefSeq, a predicted model, not a curated record
UAAGCGAGAGGAAAAUGAGUGGUUCACUGGUGGAUGUCAUGAUGAGAGCUGUUCUGUAUGCAUGUGGGAAACGGCUGAUAAAGUGUGGGUGAGACUUCGGGAGAGUGAGUGUCUGCGAGGAAAAACGAUAGUACACUUUUUUCCAAUGUGUAACUUUGAUAAAGAAGAAGUAGAACACCCGUGAAAAGGUGUGUUGUGCGAGGAUCUUUCCUACACACAACGGACGUGCUAAAAGAGUAGUUUUUAAAGAACGUUUUAAUAUAUUAUUUCUAAUUUAACUGUGCUUUAAGUUUCACCCAUUGUGCAAAUCGAGUAAAACGUCGGGCUGUCGCGAUUCGGACGGGAAAUUCGUGGGGAAGAUUAGAAAACGGGAUCUUUUUUUUUGGGAAAAAGGUGAAGGCAAAAAGUAAGAGACACAUUAAGAGAGAAAGAAAAUCUGAGGGAUAGAGAGACUUUGGCAUUGCUAGAGUGUGGUGAAGCGACCCAGUCGCGAUACGGGAUCAGCAGUAAGGCUAAUACAAUUUUCCCAAGGAUGGCGGAUUAAAAGUUACGCGUCACGAGAAACCUCAAAUGCAGGCAAGUGAUACCAUGGAUGAUGAAGCCAUCACGAGUCAUCCGCACUUGGCCGGAGUAGCGUGAGUCUCGACCAGCACCGGCGGAUCCGUGGAGGCAGAGCACCACAACAUCAUCAGCAUCACAUUGCAUCGCAUAACAAAAUGGCGGGUGGUGAGCAUUCGUUUGGAAGAAAGACAUUUCACAAGCCAACCUAUUGCCACCACUGCUCGGAUCUGCUGUGGGGACUAAUCGGACAAGGAUACAUCUGCGAAGUUUGCAACUUUAUUGUGCACGAGAAAUGCGUGACGAAUGUGAUAACACCAUGCCUAGGUGUCGCACCGUAUCUGAUCCGAAAUCCAGUCGCACACUGCUGGUCCGAGCCGUCGCAUCAUAAACGGAAGUUCUGCACGGUCUGCCGCAAACGUUUGGAUGAAACCCCCGCCGUUCAUUGUUUAAUUUGCGAGUACUUUGCCCACGUCGAGUGUCAGGACUUUGCGAUCCCCGAUUGCAAGGAAAAUGCCACGUACGUGCCCGGCAAGGAAUUGGGUCACGUCAGACACCAACACCACUGGCGCGAGGGGAACCUGCCGCAAUCAUCGAAGUGUGCCCUCUGCAAAAAGGCAUGCUGGUCCUAUGAAUGCCUUACAGGUUAUCGCUGUGAAUGGUGUGGUACAACAGCGCACGGUGGCUGCCGGAACAAUAUCCCAUCGGAGUGCACCUUCGGAACGCUACAGCCAAUCUACUUGCCACCACAUGCCGUCUCCAUACCGCGAACUGAAGUGCCAAUGGAAGCAAUCAUCGGAGUGCAGAACAAGAACAAGGGAACACCGGGAAUGCAGAGGGAUUACUCGUGUCCGGAACUCUGGACCAUCGGUCAGCCAGACUUUGACGAGAUUGACCCGGCCGAACAGAAUUCCCAACCGGGCAGGCACAAGUUGCCCGUGUUCACUUUUUUCGACGAUGACAACGAGUUCAGCAACCAGCAGCGGUUUUCCAGUGAUAACGAUCUGCUGCUGCUGGAUACGAAUUACGCCGUUAUGCAACAGCUCAAGCCGCUGCCCAGUAGAAACCUAAUUCAUCCGGCGAUGCGAAGGGCAAAGCUGGCACCGAAAGAUAUGGUCAUGCGAAGUAAAUCCUUCCAGGAUCAAAGCGAUAGCAUUCCGAAGCGUCUGAAAAUGCUGCCUACGGCACGAUUGUUUCUCAGUGCAAAGGAACGAUCGAAGAAGCGUUCUCCGCGGUGCAGUGACGAUUCGUUUUUAUACCCGACCUGCCCAUCGCCGAUGCGCUCGGCAUCGAAAAUUAGUUCAAAUGUGACGUCAGCGUCGACAUCAGCCACUGCAUCUGUGAUAACGAUUCAAACGGACGAUACGGGAGGUGAGCGGAGGAGGAACAGUGACUGCGGUUGGCAUGCUGCCACCAAUGGGCAGCUGGAUAUGCCAGUGCCGUCAGGAGAAAAGCUAGGUCACGAUGCACUUGUGGAUGUGCGAAGGCGAGUAGGGGAGGAACGGCGGGUACUUUCCUACAGUGACGUCAGUAGUUUCGUAUUCAUCGACGAGGAUGCUACGGAUGCCGGGGCAAUGGAUCACCGAAACGAGGUUUGCGACACACUGGCUGCAUCCAGCGGGUUCCCGUUUGUCGUACCGGGGCGUGAUAAUGUGGUUGUCGUUGUCGAUGCAGUUACUGCUCAGCCCGUUGGCAGGAGUAGUGGUGGUAGCGGCGGCGGCGGUGAUGCAGUAGUGCUAGUGGAUGCUAGCAGUAGUAUCGAGGCAGGUGCUGACUUGAAUGCUCAAUCCAUGGCUUUGGCUGGGGAUGAUAAGGAAAACCGAAGAGGUCAUUUGCUCGGUAGGAUCUAUCGUCGGAUGCGAAAGUGCUCGAUGGGAUGGAGUAAAACGGGAUGUAGAGUGCGUAGAGCUCGCAGCAUCUCAGAAGAAAUAAGUGAUAACGCACGCUGCGAUGACCUAGCGAAAGGAGAGAGCAGUUCUGGCACUCACUCGAAACCCGAUUCUGCGCACAAGAGUGACAAAGAUAAAGAUAAGAAAGAUAAGGAAAAAGAGGAACGUGAUGAAGAAACAAUCAAAGUAUUCGACGGCAACUGUUCAUAUCGAAGGAGAAUAUUUAGAGCCAUCACCGUACCUAGAACAUUCUCGUUAGAACAACUACUGACCACCGCCUUGAGGGCCUUUCAUAUAGCCAGGGAUUCAAAUCUAUUUUUUCUUACUGAUCUUUACGGUGAUGAAAUAAGAUUGCAAGAUCCGACACCGGUUCUGAACCUACAUCGGGUGGAGGGGAAGCGGCCAGCGAUCUACCUGCGUUUCCGUGACCGGGAAAACGAUCAUGGUUUCGUGCGAGUCUACCCCGGCAAGCUGCAGGUGGAGAAUGCAUACGUUAACGUCCCGGUGGACAAUGACACCACGGUGAAGGAUCUCAUUGGCGAGUCGUUGAAAAAGUUUGGCCUCCAAGAACACCAGAUCGAGGACUAUCGCUGUUCGGAGAUCCUACUCGAUCGGGGCGUCACCGAGCGGGUACUGUCGUGGAACGAGCGCCCGUGGGAAAUUAUGAAACAGCUCGGGAAGGAUUCUAUCCGUCAGAUGGAGAUGAUGCGGUUCUACCUACAGCUGAAGCAGGACCCGCACGGUCCGAACCUGGCACUGUUCGUGGGCAAUCUACCUCCGGGCUUAUCGCAGCGGAACUAUGAGCACAUACUGACUGAAUUCUUAGGUUUCGAGAACAAGUUUAGUAGUAUCGGUCCGAUCUACUACGAGUACGGAUCGCUAGUGAUAACCUACGAAAACGCAUCCAAAGCUGUUCGUGCAUUCCAAGCCUUGAGAGAAUCCAAGUAUGAGGAGAAGCUUCUGCUGGUAUUGCUGUUACCAAACAUCGAACAUAGCAUGGUUCCACUUGGGGUUCAGCCGUUGCUGGUGUUCGUCAACGUUAAGUCGGGUGGAUGUCAAGGAUUAGAGCUUAUUAGUAGUUUUCGUAAAUUAUUAAAUCCAUAUCAAGUAUUUGAUUUGGAUAAUGGUGGACCACUGCCUGGACUGUAUGUAUUCAGACACAUUCAGGAUUAUAAAAUUUUAGUUUGUGGAGGUGAUGGUACAAUCGGUUGGGUACUGCAAUGCUUGGAUAAUGUAGGUCAAGAUUCGCAAUGUUCUAGUCCACCAUGUGCAAUCGUCCCACUUGGAACUGGAAACGACCUGGCCCGGGUGCUCCGAUGGGGUGCCGGGUACACUGGCGGGGAAGAUCCACUUAAUCUGCUACGGGACGUUAUCGAUGCCGAGGAAAUUCGACUGGACCGCUGGACCGUGGUGUUCCAUCCCGAGGAUAAACCAGAGGAUGCCGCACCGAAACCACAGGCCAACUCAGCGGGUAAGAAGAAGAAAAUACAGCAACAAUCACAACAACAACAACAAAAUCAACAUCAUCAUCCCGCGACGACGAUCAGCGCAAGUCAAACAAGUCAAGUCGUCGGUGCAACCCAGAGCGAAGACAACUCGCAGAUCUUCGUGAUGAACAACUACUUCGGUAUCGGUAUCGAUGCCGAUCUGUGUCUGGACUUUCACAAUGCCCGCGAGGAAAAUCCGAACAAGUUCAAGUCGCGGCUGCACAACAAGGGUGUGUACGUCACAAUGGGUCUGCGCAAAAUGGUCGGCCGCAAAAUGGUCAAGGAACUACACAAGGAGCUACGGCUGGAAGUGGACGGUAAGGUGGUUGAUCUGCCGCCCGUCGAGGGUAUCAUCAUUCUGAACAUUUUGAGCUGGGGAUCCGGUGCCAACCCAUGGGGACCUGAGAAGGAGGAUCAGUUUAGCAAACCAAAUCAUUGGGACGGCAUGCUUGAGGUCGUUGGAGUGACUGGAGUCGUUCACCUCGGUCAGAUACAGUCCGGGUUACGGUCCGCAAUGCGAAUAGCUCAGGGUGGUCACAUCAAAAUUCAUCUACAUUCAGACAUACCAGUGCAAGUUGAUGGAGAACCAUGGGUACAGAGUCCUGGAGAUGUGGUGGUUUUAAAAUCAGCCCUAAAGGCGACCAUGCUGAAAAAAAUGAAGGGCAAAAUGAAGCGACGUAACACCGAACCGACCAUGCAGGUGAUGGGGCCAUCGGGGAUACACAUGACGCUGGCCGCUCCCCAGGAGCCAGACGAGGUCGACUCGAACAAUACUGAUUUCUGAAUUUGGUAUAACGAGCGAUUAAUUUAACGUGCUUCGUCGUUUGUCUAAACUACCGCCACCAACCCUAGCAAUAAUACCAGCCAAAGUAACCGAGAAACCCGCGAGAAACACUGAUAGGUAGUUGUACAGUAUUAAUAGAGAAGAAAAAAAACCAGCACCGUUGGAGGUCGAACUUUGUAGCUUCACUGUUGUCAGGAAUGAAACAGCAACGAAUCUCCAAUCGCUUGAAGUGGCUUCCAUUCCAUUCAGAGUCAUGGUGCGUGUAGGAAGCUAAAACAUUAGAAAUAUGUAUACCGAAGGUGGAACACUUGCAUACCAAAACAGAUUCACUUUCCUCUCUAGCCCACCUCUCGUACGUAAGUGCGACGGACGUAUUCGUAUCGUAGUGUGCCAUUUUUUCAAGUGAAGGUACAUCACAAACAUUCACCUUUAUCUUUGGCCAACAAAACAUACAGAAAACAUAUACACGAAAGAACACACACACACCCGGCAUAAUAUUAAUAGGCUCGAAAACAAAACCAACAAAAAUAUUAGUUUAAUAAAUUCAGUAACAAAGGAAACAAACAUUGAUUGCAAGAAUAAGAUAGUUGCUAGGCUAGCAUCAAAUAUGCAAUCUAGUGGAUGUAUGCAAAUGUGCUAAUCUACUACUCAAAUCGUCAAAACGACGUCAUUACGUCUUCAAUGAACCCCAUGGGAACAACAGAUUUUUGCCAAAAAAAAAAAAAUAACAACCAACAGUAAACCCAAAUCCAGAACAUGUCAUCCAGAUCAAGCAAACGCGCAAAGAACGUUAAAUUAGUGGCUCUUAUGUAAGUCUCAAAAAACGGACGAUUGAACGAAAGAAAAACUAAGGAAAAUAAACCAACGGAAAUAUUAUCAGUAUAUCACAAAGUAAUAAACCUAGUCAGACGAAAACGGAAAAAGAUCUACUAAUUAGUUUAAAAAAAGUACACGUAAUAGUGGACUCGAACUUACAUUUCAGAAUACACAAAAAAGUUUUUUUUAUUUUAUAACAUAUACGCAAAGAAGUCAUCUCUAUCUUUAACCAGCGAAGGAGUGAGUAGAAGAAAAUAUUAACAUUAAGAAAAAGAAGUAAGUUCAGCUGUUUGAGUUCAAUCCAUUGGAUUAGUUCUUUUGUUCACUCUAACGUCCGACCUAACUCAUACGAGUAAACAAACAUUAAACACCUGUACAGCAAUGAACACAAAUAUGAGGGUAAACUGGAUUAUGCUGGUUUAUGUAUUCAAGGUACACUAUCGAAGUAAAGCGAGAGAAAAAAUCUUCUUGAGAACAAAAAUGUAUUUAUACGGAAAGUUGUUGACUAUAUUUACUAUGAAUUUUUUUAAUUAUUUUUCUAUACAAAAGUGGUAUCCAGCUCUGGGCCGCAAAUCCAUUAGGAACAUUCGAAAUAAAAGAACCAGAACGUGUAAGUAACUAAUGGAAACCAAACAACAGUUGAGAAUACGCUUACGAAACAUUAAACAAAGUGACGAAAUCAAAGAAACUUUGAACAAAAGAUGGUAUAUUUUGAAAUGUUUAAAAGAAAGAAAUAAGGGAGGAGGAAGCAACAGAUCAAGAAUCUUACUCGGCGAUAGGUGGACAGAAGAAACCAAGAAGAUAUAUUACUUUUAUUUUAGUUUAAUCACGUGUACGAGUAAACUCAAAGUACUGCAGCGAGUAACAUAAAGAAGAUUAAAAAAUGUGUUAAGUGCAGUAAGAAAGUGAAACACAAUUGUAACCGUAAAUUGUAAUUUGUACAAUUGCGUUCUGUAUGGUAUUUUACCAAACUACAUAAACUAUUAAAUAUAAAAAACAGUCACGAAACAAGGGAAACCAUUGCCAAAAAAACAUUACUAGAAAAAAUGUCCCGAACCUGACAUAAGAAUUCACAGAACACCCAAUCAUAAUUGAAACAUCAAAAUAUGAACCGAAACUUGAAUCAAUGAACUGAAGUUUCCAAAGAAAACAACCCGACCAGUCUAAAUAGGCUGUGGAAUUGUACUGUGUGAAUCCAGUUCCAGCUGGACCACUGCAACCACUUGAAGCGAAGUUACCAUCGCAAAUGCGAAUCACUGUAACCAUGUACGGUUUGUGUUUGGAUGUGCAUGGCGAUCAGUGUUGCUGGAUAGCCUGGACCUGUCGGAAAUAUGUCAGCUUCACAACCGCGAAUAAUUGAUCUUGGGAAUGUUUAGCUGACGCACGGAUUCGUAGAUUACACGCACGAUUACGUAGAUUAUGAAAGGACAAUCGGAAGAGAAGAAAUGCUGAAACAAAUUUAGCCAUGGAUUGUUUAGAGCAGUGCUUCUUAGGAAGCCCAGCCACAGGAAGAAGGGUGCGUUUUCUAGAAUAUUCCCAGCAUUAUUCACCUCAAACAAAAAAACUAGAUGUGUGCUAAUACGAAAAUACCCUCCCGAAAGGCGGAUCUAUACGAACAUUUAGGAUUUCCGAACUAACCAUCGGAACACUAGUGCAAACUUCGUAUUGCCCCGCCUUUCCGCCUAGGUUGUUUGGUUCGUGAAUUCGAACAAAUUUGAGUUUCUCGUAAACCUUGAUUUCAACGUCGUGUUACCUCGCUCUGAUCCGGAAUAGUGCGAUCGCAAACGCGACACACGUCUCGCUAUCCAGAAACUUGUAGGGGCUCAGUGUUACUAGUUUUGCGAUUCCGGAGGUCCGUACUGUGCACCUAGACGUUACCGAGUUCUACCGGGCAACCGAUGUGCCGUUUCGCCAGUUUGCCAAAUUGUAUCACCAAAUACGUCCUAUUAUUUUCCGAUUUAAAAUCACUUGGUGUAAGCCGCCGUCGCUGACCGGUGACCGGAGCUCUUCCUAUAAAGCUAGUACCACAUACAUUUUUCUGGAUGGUGAUUACAUCGUUUCUUUCUAUAUAUUUAUAUUCUAGUAUCAGUUGACCGAGGUUAGUUAUGAACGAAUCCGUUCCGGUAUUCUAAGUUAGUAUAGCAUACACACGAAACUAAUUCAAUUAAUUUACUUGGUUAGUUUUGUAAUCCGUAAUACACAUAGAAACAAUAGGAAACAUGGUGGAAUCACCAUUGUAAGAACUGUAAUGUAAUUGAACGGGAAAGGUAAAGGAAAAUAAACAAAGACCAUAACAUAUUACAGAAUAUCUUUUAAAAGAAUAAAUUUAAAAAUAAAAAUCUCAAACUAGAGUUGAUGUAGUGUCGAAAAACAUAUAAAUAUAACAGAUAUGACUAAAAAUUUAAUUAAAACCAUAUUUUUUCGUAUGAAUAAAAGAAAACAAAAGAAAAACAUUAGAAAUCUUCUAAACGGUGUCGUGGUAAACAAAAUUAUCAUACCAAUUUAGAACCGAACAAGGUGUAGGAAAUAAUAAAUCAAAUGUGCACACAUCCACACAAAUACACCGGCAACGAAGCCGAAUGUUAAGUCAACAAGCGCCUACUUGAAUCGGUAUCACAACUAACCUGCCACCUGGCGUAGGCAACUACUAGGAAACGAAUGUAUAUUUCUAUCAACAUAGAAUAUCAUCCUCAUCAGAAUCUUUCAUUAAAACAAAAGCAUAUGAGCAAGUAGGCGGCGAGCACACCUUGAAGUCAUCGGCUAAAUAGCGCGACACUGCGAUAGAAUAAUCAACUUCAGAAGUUGUGCAAGCCAACUGAUCUAUCGACAACGUCACUUUAGAAUCCCAACAGAUCAAACACUUGACCCAUUAGGUUCACAAGAAAUUCGGUGUACUUCUUUUUCACCACUUCCUCGCCGUUCCACCCUUUGAAGUGGAUACCAGUACUCAAACCAUGUUUGAUAUAUGUCGGAAGAAAGAAUCAAAUAACACGAGAGAUCUACGUAGCAUCACAAUCGCAAAUACACACAUACACACAUUUAAAAAAAAAAACUAUUGGAGAAAAUCAUACAAACGUGUCUAAACAAUGUUACAUCUCUCGAUACUUACCGACUUCAAGCGGAAAAGAAAAUGAAAGAUUAGUUUUAUUCAAACUAGUAAACAGCAAGGACUCGUAUUUGACAACAUCGCAUGCCAAACAGCUGAAUAAUCAAGCAUGCAACAAGCACACUAGAAUCUACCAGCUUAGUUAUGUGUAACUCGCAAACAAGCGAUAAGCAUACUAAAGGAGCAAAAAAAGGACAGCUGAAAAAAACGCUGUUGUUAUAUUCUACUUACGAAGGCAAAGUAAGAAUUUAAAUGAACCGAAUCAAAAUAUAAACAAAAGAAUAACUGAACCAGAAAGAACACGGGACUAACACAACCAACGGUUCACGAAUCAGUUACUAUAGGAAAGUAGCAUGAGAAGGAAACCUAUAACUAAAUGUAGAAAUGAAAAUGACAAAAAGUUGUAGAGGAGCAAGUGAGAAUUUGUGCGAAAGCGGAAGGGACACCCACAGAAAUAUUCAUUAGAAAGAAAAAAGAAAAACUCUCCGCUCGCUAGCGAACAAGGAAAAGGAACCGUAAAAAUUACACACACACAUGAAUCGAUUAAAGUAUAAAGAAAUGAAAUACUAUUAACUAUUUAAUAACUAUUAUUAAAAAUGAAUUAUAUAAUAUAUAUAAAUAUAUGUGAUUAUGAAUAGGUUAAACAUAAUUUGUCAAUAGCAAGAACAACAAAAAUAUAUAUAUAC